Messenger RNA from Anopheles maculipalpis, 1057 nucleotides. It is a transcript of the gene bves, whose product is annotated as blood vessel epicardial substance. The transcript has 6 exons. The record is from RefSeq and is a predicted model, not a curated record. Bases 121 to 1050 code for a protein of 309 amino acids. Gene Ontology annotation, molecular function: cAMP binding. Gene Ontology annotation, cellular component: sarcolemma. NCBI's taxonomy places the organism in Eukaryota, Metazoa, Arthropoda, Insecta, Diptera, Culicidae.
GGCAAUGUAGUAAGCGCUAGCAGUAGCAGCGGGAACGGCGAAUCAACUUCCUUCCGGGCGCCAAAAAAAGCACCCCAGGAAGGGAACGGUGUGCAUCACGACAAUGGGCACACGAUCCGGAUGCUGAUCGACUGGAACUGGCCGAAGUGCUUUAGCUUCGAGCCGAAGGAGCACCUGUACUACCAUAUCGGGCAUGCUCUGUUUCUGGUGGCCUUUCUUGCACCGAACAUCCCGUGCGGGUUUCUGUGGUUGCGGUGUGCGGCCAUCGCCGGCUGUAUAUUGAUGGUGCUGUGGGGUUGGUUCGUCGCCUGCAGUCUGGACGCGGUCGUCUGGUUCGGUGCAUUCCUGCUCGUGAACGCUGUCUACGUGGUGGUGCUGCUCUGCAAGCUGCGCCCGGUUAAGUUCGAGAAGGAGAUAGAAUCGGUGUACGUUGCCUUGUUUAAGCCGCUGCGCGUGUCGCGCCAUCAGUUCAAGAAGGUGCUGAACUGCAUGAAGAUAGUACGGCCGCUAAAGUACCAGGAAAUCUACGUGCAGGAGAAAAUAACCAAAGUCGACAGUUUGUCCCUUGUGCUGUCGGGAAAAUUAGUAGUUUCACAGAAUCAAAAAGCGCUUCAUAUAGUAUUCCCCCAUCAGUUUCUCGAUUCACCCGAAUGGUUCGGUGUCUCUACCGAUGACUUUUUUCAGGUGUCGAUCAUGGCGAUGGAAGAGUCGCGCGUACUCAUCUGGCACCGGGAUAAGCUGAAGCUGUCGAUCAUGGCGGAACCGUUCCUGCAGGCCGUGUUCGAUCACAUUCUCGGGCGUGAUGUGGUGAAGAAGCUGAUGCAGGUAACGCAGGUUAGCGAAACGAUGGCGCAAAGCAAUGGAUGUAUUGCGUCAGGUUAUGGUGAUGAUUCGGAAGAUAAACCGAUGCUGGUGAUGAAGAGCAAGGCGGCCGAUAAUGGUGGGCAUGGCCUAACGGCCUUGAUCAACCGUCAGCUGCAAGUAGCAACCGAUCAUAAUGCCUGGCGGCUGGGACGAAUCGAUGAAACUGACCACGAAACGGCGGUAUAGAAGUCGG